Molecule: messenger RNA, 2275 nt
Organism: Somion occarium
Lineage: Eukaryota; Fungi; Basidiomycota; Agaricomycetes; Polyporales; Cerrenaceae
Source: the annotation of a GenBank genome assembly
CGCGUUCUGUCGUCGCGACCGUCUGCGUCCAAGCGCAGGGUGCGAUUAUGAGGCACGAAGAUUCGCUUCUCUGUCUACUCUCCCUUAGGGAAACUAGGUGCUAUUAUUGUUGCUUUCCAGUCGCUUUGUCUCGAGUAUUCAUCGGAAUUUCGUCCUAGCAUGGGCCAACUUCUGCACAUACUAUGCGACCGCCGAGAUGGAGACUUACUAACUCCGGAAGCGGCAUAUUGGGUGAGAUAUAUGGGCGGCGACAGCUAAUGAUAUCUUUAACCAACUCGGUUAGGCUGUGGUAUAGCUUAUUCAAAGUCUGAGCAUUUCAACACAGCUUAGUAAGUGCAGCCUCUACAUGCAGCCCUGACCACAUCUUGCGGUAUCUCGUCAGUCAUCUGCAACUAUCACCCUAACUUAGUUAUCCUCAAUGCCACCCCCGCCCAAGCAUGACGUUCGCGCGAAAUACAAUCCUAUCAACUAUGCAUCCACUCCUUCUCCAACAACUUCUAGGCGUCAACGACAUCCUCGUGCCGCCCUGAGUCUCGCUAGACGAGGUAUGACCGCGGAGGAUAUACCCUAUCCACCUCCACCCUAUACACCUACUGUAGCUCUCCACGCUGCGACUCUUGCGCCUGGGGAAAAGGAUCCCUCUAUUGUGUCAUGGCCUGCUGAACAUGCUGCUACGAAUUCUCAUACUGGCCCUCUCGUGGGUGCAAUUCUUGCCGUCACUGUCAUUGUCAUAACCGCCGCCGCCGUCCUGGUUGUUCUUGUCAAGAGUAAACGGCUCAGACUGCCGUGCUUUACUUCUCGUACUUCCCGGCUCAGAGCGAUGCAUCUCUCCUCACGAAGGGCUAGAGGGACCAAAAUGGCCAAGAGAUCCACUUCAGUCGAGGAAAAGGCACCUUUGGAGGACAAGAUUAACCUCUAUGCUCGUGUAUCUCAGGUGCCCGAUUACUUCGACGAGGACAAUGCGAAGCCUCUUUCAGAGAACGCGCCUACUCGGCACCCAAUUGCACGCCGCUCCCACGAAAUGUUUGUGAACAGCUCUGCGGAUGAGAAACAACUUCGUCGAUACUCCUCUCCAGCAGUCCACGACAAAAAGGCUAGCACUCUUGCUCCAGGACCUCAUAUAGCUCGGCCUUUUUCGCUCCCACCAUUCGAUGGCGAAAUACCGUCUCCUCUUUUGGAACAGAGGAUUGCUGAACUGGCUCAGAUACGGCGGAUGAUAAUCACUCAAGAGGACCUUCCAGUGCCGGAGCCACCGCAGCCAAGGCCACCUAUUGCACAACGGGCUUCUACGAUCAGUGGUCUAGGCAUCAUUCAUGAAGAGCUGGAAGUUGACAUUGGGAGUACGCCAUUGUCGAACUUUGACUACAUCUCGUUCUCCACGGAUCAUGUGCCACCUCAGCGCCUGCUGUCCUACAUUCAGCAGCCCCAAGAGGAAGCACGCCUCCCUACCCCUCGUUCCAGCGUAUCUGGGUCAAGACCAAUGUCGAGCAUUCACUCCGAACCUAUGUCACUGGACUCGCUCGACAGUGGAAGCUCAAUGGCUGAAACGGACGUAGUGGAAGAAGACGUCGGUGAGGUCCGCAUGGCGCAUACACACAGUGUCGAAAUCAAGAAGGGUGUCCUCGUAUCUCUCAACAGUACUAUUUCCCAAUUCGUCGUCUCCUCGAAACGGAAUUCCUCAAGUUCGUAUGCCACAAUUGAACGGAACUCGGUUCAACAACGAGGACAAAGCCACAAAGAAAAUCAACCGAAAAUCCAGACCCGGCCAAGCGAGGACACGUUUAGGAGGACGAUCACAGACUUCCCCUCUCCGCCUCCAAUGCUCAGUCCCAUUACAGCUUCAUCCUUUACUUUCUUGGCAGAGAUCGAGAAGGGCUUAGGAGGGGGUGUUUUUGAUUAUCGUAACAGUUCGGUGCCUCAAAGGUCUACCAAGGAGAACCAGCUCCUUGCUCUGGCGGAGGCUUUGAAGCAUUGACGGGAUUGUCAGGAUCCAUAUUUUCUGUCCAAUCACUCUUAUAAUCUUACAGGCGGCAGUGCCCUACCUGUACCACAUGAGGUGCACCAUGUGCUUAAGUAUAUUGCUCAUUUAAUGCCGAUCGAAAGCACAGAUUAAUGUCUAAUUGAAACUGCGGUUACUCAAGGACCUAUUAUAAUAAACACUAGCACGCGCCUUAGUACUUAGAGACAGGCCAGUAUAUCGAUUUCGAGCACUUGACGCUAGUAGACCAGCAUGUGCGCUUAUAAAUAUAGCUUCGGUUAGUGCCUGGAUGACGAG